CAGAUAUCGCUAUCGGCAACGCUGGUUCAUAUUGAGCUCAGAACAGCCUUGUGCAUCUGCUCACUAUGGAGAAUACAAUGUCAGAGGAGGAUUUCGAUUGGACUUCGCUGCUAGAGAAAGGUGGCACAAUAUCAGUGGACGGAGACAACUCUUGGUUUGAUGGCUUAGAAUAUUUAUACAACGACUCCAUCGACAAUAACGGCAGCUGUUGCGAGGGGGGCGACGUGUGCGACCUGAGCGAGGGCAGGAACUUCGAGGCAGUGUUCAUCCCAGUUCUGUACUCUGUGGCGUUCGUUGUGGGCAUCCUGGGAAAUGGAGUGCUGCUGGGGGUUCUGGUUCAGAGCAGGAAGACCUGGAGUGUGACAGACACCUUCAUCCUCCACCUGGGUGUGGCUGACAUCCUGCUGCUGGUGACGCUGCCCCUCUGGGCCGUGGAGGCGGCUCAACCUGCUGGCUGGACCUUUGGUACUCCCCUCUGUAAGAUCACUGGGGCUGUUUUCACGUUCAACUUCUACUGUGGGAUCUUUCUGCUGGCCUGCAUCAGUAUGGACCGCUACCUGUCCAUCGUUCACGCCACACAGAUGUACUCCCGUAAAAAGCCUUGGGUGGUUCAUGCCAGCUGCUUUGCUGUGUGGAACUUCUCCUUGCUCCUCUCCAUCCCUGACUGGAUCUUCUUGGAGGCUGUGAAGGAUGACAGACGAAACAGAAUAGAGUGCGUUCCCAACUACUACAAGUUUAACUCUGAAUCAGUAGGCGACUGGCGACUGGCAUCUCGCCUGCUCUACCACACUGUGGGCUUCCUGGUUCCCUCAGCGGUCCUAGUCUUCUGCUACUCCUGCAUCCUGCGGCGGCUGCGCAGCGGCUCCCAGGGCAUCCAAAAGCAGAAGGCCUUCAAGGUCAUCGUGGCCGUGGUGGUGGUUUUCUUUAUCUGCUGGACGCCCUACAACAUCACGCUCAUGGUGGACACACUUCAUUCCGCCAACAGCAGCGAUACCUGCGGGGUCAGGACGUCUCUGGAGAAAGCAAAGACCAUCACCUCCUCCGUGGGUUACCUCCACUGCAGCCUCAAUCCCAUCCUGUACGCCUUUGUGGGCGUGAAGUUCCGGCGUCAGCUCCUGGACAUCCUGAGGUCUCUGGGCUGCAAGAUAAAGAAAAGCGCCAAAUUCCAUUCUGUCGUCAGCAGCAGGAGAAGCUCUUUUUGGUCGGAGUCUGCCGACACCUCCAACUCCAUCGCUAUCUGAGUGGGAGACGGACACACAUCAAUAGUCAUGUUAAUAAACCUGAGGAGUUUACAGACUCACUGUCCUUUAACGUCACUGUCCUUUUACGUCACUGUCCUUUUACGUCACUGUCUUGGGCAAUACAGCGUGUUCCUGUACAUUUCCCAUGAUGCAUUACAUGUAUAAGGCUGUGCUUCCUUUCAACUUUCUGUUGUUCAUAGUGCAUUAAAAGCUGAACAUUAACCACAUGGCCGCCAUGCUGCGACUCAAGAUGCUUUUUAUAACAUUUCCCUUUCCUGAUUACCACACAUCAUUUUACUAUUAGUCAGCAUAUUAUGUUAAACUGUGGAGAGUAUGAAUAUUGUUUUUUACUUGGAGUAUGAAUACUGUUUUUUACUUGGAUUUUUUACUUGGAUCAUAUUUUUUACAGUAUAUUUUACCAUGUUUUUGUACAAGGAAUAUUCAAAUACAGAAUAAAGCUUUAUUAAUCAUGAACAA
Molecule: messenger RNA, 1718 nt
Organism: Hippoglossus stenolepis (Pacific halibut)
Lineage: Eukaryota; Metazoa; Chordata; Actinopteri; Pleuronectiformes; Pleuronectidae
Gene: cxcr3.1
Product: chemokine (C-X-C motif) receptor 3, tandem duplicate 1
Exons: 3
Coding region: 66-1241 (391 amino acids)
Biological process (GO): immune response; regulation of leukocyte migration; G protein-coupled receptor signaling pathway
Cellular component (GO): membrane
Molecular function (GO): C-X-C chemokine receptor activity
Source: RefSeq, a predicted model, not a curated record